Aquila chrysaetos chrysaetos is the source of this 4251-nucleotide messenger RNA. RefSeq names its product RNA polymerase II associated protein 2 (gene RPAP2). Gene Ontology annotation, molecular function: RNA polymerase II CTD heptapeptide repeat phosphatase activity; RNA polymerase core enzyme binding. Gene Ontology annotation, cellular component: cytoplasm; nucleus. The transcript is spliced from 12 exons. The record is from RefSeq and is a predicted model, not a curated record. Lineage: Eukaryota; Metazoa; Chordata; Aves; Accipitriformes; Accipitridae. The coding region runs from base 218 to 2113 and encodes 631 amino acids.
GUUCGGGGCCGGCGAGCGGCGGCUGGCGGCGGCGGCGGCUCGGACGAGGCGGUGCCGGGCGCCCCGCUGUCCCCUCAGGCUGCGCGGGGGCUGCGCGCCUAGCUUCCGUAUCGCCGGCAGCCCGCCCGGCUCUGAGCGUCAGGCGCGCCGCGCGUGACAGCGAUCGUGCAGCUGGUCAGAAAACCGCGUCCUCAUGUGUUAAGUAUAACAGUCCAUUAUGUUCCCUCCCUGUCGUCCUUGUCUUAAGGGAGCGGCUGCCCGAGUCCUCUAUGUUGGUAGCUGGGUCAGGGCGGGCGGAGACCUGGGCCAGUCCAGCAGUGCGAUGUGCAGGGGUAAAGCUGGGCUGGAGAACCAGGGAAAUAAGCAUUCAGCUUCUCUGAAGAAUGAAGAUGUUGCUCAAAGGAAAGCAGCUCUGGAAGCUGCUAUGAGGAAGAAGAUUGAAUUUGAGAAAAAAGCAUUGUGUAUUGUUGAGCAACUCCUGGAAGAGAACAUUACUGAAGAGUUCCUUCUGAAUUCUGGAAAAUUUAUUACUCCAUCUCACUAUAAAGACAUUGUUGAUGAACGGUCUAUCAUCAAACUAUGUGGUUAUCCUCUAUGUCCAAAUAAACUGGAAAAUGUGCCAAAACAGAAGUACAGAAUUUCAACAAAAACGAACAGAGUUUAUGAUAUCACUGAAAGAAAGUGCUUUUGCAGCAACUUUUGCUAUAGAGCAUCUAAAUACUUUGAAGCUCAAAUUUCCAAAAGUCCAGUAUGGAUGCGAGAAGAAGAAAAACCACCAGACAUAGAGCUGCUGAAGGAGGGACAGAGUGGACAGUCUGGAGAAGAGGUGAAACUACGUGAUGAAGUAAUUAAAACAUCUGACAUUGAAAAUCCUAGGACAUCUUCAAAUCCAUGUGAAUCUGGUUCUCAUGACACAGCCACUGACAGCAGUAGUGAUACUGAACAAGAAUUUGUUUCUUCUGUCCUACCAGGAAGUCAGUCAAGUUCAGCCAAUUUUGCACAGCAAUUGCACAGAAGCAUCACCCUCAAAAAGAAGCAUGCUCAGAAAGUCUAUUCCAGCCCUAAAACUGAAGACUCAGAUGUGGUAGAAGCCACUGAACGACUGUCUAAUUGUACAUUAGAUGCUCAGGAAGAAAUGCAUGCUUGCUCUGUUCAUAAUAAAAUAACUGCACAACCUUCAAAAAAUACUACUGAAGGGAAAUCAAGUGCUCCAGAAAACUAUGAAAAUACCUGUGGUUCACAAAUAGUUUUUCUAGGUGUGAGCAAAAGAGGCGCAGAACAUCUUAAAAGAACACUAGCUAACUCAAAAGAACAUCAAAAACCUGAACUGAGGCAUCCAGUUAAUUCCAAAGGCAGUUUGUUAGAAGUGCUUAAGAAAACACUUACGGAAUGGAGAACUGAGGAAACUUUAAAAUUUCUCUAUGGCCCAAACUAUACUUCUUUGUGUUCAUCAGAGUGCAUAUCAUCUGCCAACCAGGAGAAUGAAGAACUUGAUGAGGAUGACGUAGAUACAGCUGAUGAUCUUAACACUGUUGCUAUAGGGGAGUCUGAAAACAGUUUGAACUAUUCUUUACCUUUCACAGGCCCAGGUGGAAUAGUUAAGCCUGUGCCUAGCUAUGAAAAGUUAAAAGAAGAAACAGAGUUCCUAGAACUCCGAGUAAAAGAGUUCUAUAAAGGAAAGUGUAUCUUGGCUGAAGAGGUGGUGACACAUGCGCAAGCAGAGGAACAUCCAAACAAAGACAAAGAUGAUCAACAGGAAGAUCUCACCUUCCCACUUGUUGAUUCAAAUGCACAAAUGCAGAUUAGAAAGCGAAUUGUCCUUGAAAAACUGAGAAAAGCAUUACCUGCAGUUUUGGGCCCUCUUCAGAUUACUCCAGGUGAUGUUUACACAGAGCUAAAAAAACUGGUCAAAACUUUCCAGUUAACAAACAGAAAUAUUAUUCACAAAAUGCCUGAAUGGACUCUAAUUGCUAUUGUUUUGUUAUCUGUGACCUUUGAAGUUAUACAGCUGGCUGUUAGAAGUAACAGCUGGCAGCUGAUGGAGCGAUCCUUUACUUUCAGGGGAGAGGAAGAAAGUGGCAUAAACAACACAUCCUGCUGUUCAUGCAAAUAGUUUUUCGUUAGGUUUAAAAAAAUACAAAGAUCCAGAACAUUUGCAUUUUAUUAAAUCCAUUUUAAAUAAACAGUUUCUGUACCUGAUAAGGUAGCUAUAAGCCUGUUGCCUCAACGUGUCUCCCCUGCAUAGUACAGUUAAAACACAGGGGUGCUUUUCAAAAAAAUUCCUUAUGCAGCUUGACAGAAAAACAAAACGUGAACUCUCAUAUGGUACGUUAGAGUAGAACCAGUAAAGUAUUUUGCAAAUGCUCACGUGGCCUCCAAAGCCCAUGCGAGGAGAGCAUGGUAUGACACGAGGGAACUCUGCUGCACAGCCUGCUCCUAAAGGCCUGACCCAACUCCCUGACCACUGCCCUUGAAAGCAGUGGUGUUCGGGCUGGUACAGCUUUAGGUGCGCCUCAGAUUGUUUUCUGAAUUGCCAGUUCCCUAUUUGGAUACAAAUAACUGAUUGGGGGGGUGGGGGGAAGGAAGGAGUAAGCAAAUCCGUUGUCUCUUUUUCAGUUGUUAGUAAGCACUUUUAUCAAAUGGUUAGAUAAACUCUUGUUACUGUAGGAAUGCUUUCCUUUUACUGUUAGUUGUAUCCAUCUGGCUGCACCACAAGUGAAAUUUUGGCCCCAUUAAAAGGGAAUGGAAGGUGACUUAUGUCUGGACACCAACUAUAUGAAGAGUGUGUGUGGAAGGUGAACUUAAAGGGAGAAAAAUACGUAUUUUGUUUAAGUAUAUACAUAAACAUGUAUCAAAGAGAACAUUUCUCUUGAACAGACUUGUAGAAGCUGCAUAGGAACAAAUGAAGGUAAGUGGAAACAACUAACAGAGUUAACUUUUGAAUGAACCUUAAGUUUUGCUGUAUACUUGGAUUAUGUAGGAAUUUCAGUCAUUGAUUUUGAAUCAGUGUUUGUAGCAUUGAUUUAAAUGUAGUGGACAAAAAUUUUAAAUUAUGAAUAAUUUAGUUUCUGUUGCCAUCAGAGGAUUAAAGUGUCUGUGCUGGAUUCUGUGGACAAGUCAGUACACAAUAAUGAAAGGAAGUUAAAUAAAUAAAACAUAAGUUGCACUUUAGCUACAAAAUUCUUGUCUUUAUGAUGAGAACAGGAUCUUCAGGCUGUAUUUGAAACUAGACCAGAAGUAGCUUUUUUCCCUCAGUAAGAAAAUUGCCUGUUUAUUUCUGUCAGUUGUUACAAUUCAACACUGUGGGCUUUAGAGUGUUUUAUCUUUCAUUAAGAAAGCAGAAUAUAGGAAUAAAUUCGGGGAGAUUAAAGAAAACUGCCGCUGAAUACCUACUUCCCUCUCUGACCAAUAGGGUAUGCUAACAAAGGGCCCCAAAUUAGAGGUUGCUUUAAUUUCAGUUGCAAAUUACACUGAUCAUUAUUACUUUUUUUUCAGCACUAGUAUUGUUUAAUUUAAAAGAAGAGUUAAUUCCAGAGAUAUAGUUAAAUACUUCUGCAUCUUCUUUUUAAGUUAGAUGCUUCCAGUUCAAGAUCGUCUGUCAAAUAUUAAUGUGUUCUAAUGGUAAAUGCUCACUCUAGAGACAGUCUUUUGCUUUUAAGGUUCUUUUUUAAAUGUUGAGCUUUUUAAAUUGUGCUCAAACUGAAGUUAUAAGAAACAAGUGGGUUUUUUAACCAAAACUGUGAGCAUAACAGCUAAAUUAGCUAAGUUGAGGCUGUGAUGUUUUCUAAUUUCUGACUGUAUGUUAAAACAGUAUGAUUGUGUAACCACUUAAUUAUACCAAAGGUUAUAAUUUUUUUAAGCUCCCUGGUGUUGCAUCUUUCUUUAACUUAGAACUACACUCACGUUGUGCUUCAAAUUAGCUUUCUGUCUGAUACUGACUUUUGCCUGAUGGAUGCAUUAUGCUUUAAGGUCUGUGGAAAUCUCUGCUGUGAUUUAAGAUACUUUACUAACAAAAUUGCUGUCCUUAGACAAGUGUACUGUAUCCAGUGAUAUACUGGUAAGUGAGGGGACUCUACCUCAAAUAAGCAAGCAGUCAAUAUAUUGUGAAGAACAUUCAGAAUUACAGUGAUGCUUUGACUUACUCUGUCAAAAUGUAGGAGUUCAUGAAAUAGAUAAAUGCAGCAAGAGUUUCAGUUCACCCCAUCAACUGAGGCACUGUUAUUAAGUGAUUGAUACAUUGGCAACACUCCA